Molecule: messenger RNA, 1978 nt
Organism: Neofelis nebulosa (Clouded leopard)
Lineage: Eukaryota; Metazoa; Chordata; Mammalia; Carnivora; Felidae
Gene: LCTL
Product: lactase like
Exons: 14
Coding region: 151-1854 (567 amino acids)
Biological process (GO): carbohydrate metabolic process
Molecular function (GO): beta-glucosidase activity
Source: RefSeq, a predicted model, not a curated record
CUAUGCUCUGGGCUCUGCUCUCAGGGGCAACACAGGCCCUGGGUUCAGUCCGAGAGCACUCUGGCUGCCGCUGCUACUCUGGGGGUGUCUGGCACCCACGACGAUCCCAGCCCUGGCUGCUUUUUCAGGAAUGGGGGAGGGCCGGGUGCCAUGAAGCCAGUGCGGGCUGUCCCACUUUGGUGGGUGCUACUGCUGGUGUCCAGGCUGGGGGCCACCAGGAAGGGAUCCCCAGAAGAGGCCUCCUUCUACUAUGGAACCUUCCCACUUGGCUUCUCGUGGGGUGCGGGCAGUUCUGCCUUCCAGACAGAGGGAGCCUGGGACCAGGAUGGGAAAGGGCCCAGCAUUUGGGAUGCCUUCACUCACAGUGGGAAGGGAAAGGUGCUUGGGGAUGAGACAGCAGAUGUGGCUUGUGAUGGUUACUACAAAGCGCAGGAGGACGUCGUUCUGCUGAGGGAGCUGCAUGUGAACCACUAUCGAUUCUCCCUGUCUUGGCCUCGGCUCCUGCCCACAGGCAACCGAGCUGACAAGGUGAACAAGAGGGGAAUCAAGUUUUACAGCGACUUCAUCGACGCCCUCCUCAAGAGCAACAUCACCCCCGUCGUGACCUUGCACCACUGGGAUCUCCCGCAGCUGCUCCAGGUCAAGUACGGCGGGUGGCAGAAUGUGAGCAUGGCCAACUACUUCCGUGAUUAUGCCGAUCUGUGCUUUGAGGCCUUUGGGGACCGGGUGAAGCACUGGAUCACUUUCAGUGACCCUCGGACGAUGGCAGAAAAAGGCUAUGAGACAGGCCACCACGCUCCCGGCUUGCAACUCCACGGCACGGGCCUGUACAAGGCGGCACACCAUAUCAUUAAGGCCCAUGCCCAAGCCUGGCAUUCCUACAACAGCACGUGGCGUGGCAAGCAGCAAGGUCUAGUGGGGAUCUCAUUAAACUGCGAUUGGGGGGAGCCCAUGGACAUCAGUAGCCCCAAGGACAUAGAAGCUGCCGAGAGAUACCUACAGUUCUGCCUGGGCUGGUUUGCCAACCCCAUCUAUGCCGGCGACUACCCCCAAGUCAUGAAGGACCGGAUCGGGAAAAAGAGUGCAGAGCAAGGCCUGGACAUGUCAAGGCUACCGGUGUUCUCGCUCCAGGAGAAGAGCUACAUCAAAGGCACAUCUGAUUUCUUGGGAUUAGGUCACUUUACCACUCGGUACAUCACAGAAAGGAACUACCCCUCCCGCCAGGGGCCCAGCUACCACAAUGACCGUGACUUAGUAGAGCUGGUUGACCUGAACUGGCCUGACUUGGGGUCGACGUGGCCACAGUCUGUGCCAUGGGGGUUUAGGAGGCUUCUCCACUUCGCUCAGACUCAAUACGGCAACCCUCCCAUCUAUGUGACAGAAAAUGGAGCAUCUCAAAAACUACACUGUACUCAAUUAUGUGACGAGUGGAGAAUUCAGUACCUUAAAGGCUACAUAAACGAAAUGCUAAAAGCUAUAAAAGAUGGUGUUAAUAUCAAAGGGUAUACUUCCUGGUCUUUGUUGGAUAAGUUUGAAUGGGAGAAAGGAUAUUCAGACAGAUACGGAUUCUACUAUGUCGAAUUUAACAACAGAAAUAAGCCACGCUAUCCAAAGGCGUCAGUUCAAUAUUACAAGAAGAUUAUCACCGCCAAUGGGUUUCCCAAUCGAAGAGAGGUGGAAAGUUGGUAUCUCAAAGCCUUGGAAACUUGUGCAAUCAACAAUCAGAUGCUUGCUGCAGAGCCGUUGCUAAGUCACAUGCAGAUGGUGACAGAGAUCGUGGUACCUACGGUCUGCGCGCUUUGCAUACUAAUCUCCGCGGUUCUCCUGAUGCUCCUCCUUCAGAGCCAGAGCUGAGACAGGGUUACCCAUUUUAUAGAUCCAUCUUUCGUAAAGAAUCCUCUGGACAUUCCUCCUUUUUCUGCCUUGAAGGUUUAUAUACAUUUCUGGUUUCAGGCUCUGUGAUAAUGGGGUUUUUUGG